Messenger RNA from Baudoinia panamericana UAMH 10762, 2238 nucleotides. RefSeq lists its product as uncharacterized. The coding region runs from base 1 to 2238 and encodes 745 amino acids. NCBI's taxonomy places the organism in Eukaryota, Fungi, Ascomycota, Dothideomycetes, Mycosphaerellales, Teratosphaeriaceae. The transcript is spliced from 2 exons. The record is from RefSeq and is a predicted model, not a curated record.
AUGAAGACGCUACGCCUCCUGUCUGUUGUCAGCCUGCUUUCAGCUGCUUUUGCUAAGCCCAGUCCGAAUAACGAUCUUGUAAAGAAAGAUAACUGCACCGAACCGUCAGCAGCAAGCUCUCCAGGUAUUCAGUCAAGCACUUCCCUCACGCUACCUCCCUAUGGCGGAUAUGGCCCAUUCAGCUUCUCCAGCCAGCCCAGAUUCGGGUCGGUCACCAGCUCAGUCUCAACCGUUUCUUCAAAUACUUCAUCCAUUAGCGGAUCCGAGACAGGAUCGACGAGCAGUACAUCAGGCUCCACAAGUUCGACUGAAAGCUUGACAACUUGGAGCCUCUCCACGUUGACCACUACGGAAACUCUGACUAUCACGCUCACACUGCCUGUCAAUACUUCCUCAACAAUAAGUGGGUCGGUUACUCCAACAAUCAGCACCAGCGGCACCUCUUCGUCUGCGCCCUUGAGCUCUUCGUUCGCAACAACGCACAACUCGACAACAACUUCAAGGAGUUCUCAUCUGACCGGCCCUUCUCCCUUUCCGCCGUACAGUCCCCCAUCAUACGGGUCGUUUCAGCCGCCGAUCAGCACCGGCGCCUCGUCUUCGUCGAGCCUUUCGACUUCGUCCAAUGUAGGUUCAGUCACGCGAGGCAACAUUAGCAGCUCUUAUGGGUCAUCCUCUUCUCCCAUCUCAAGCACGGGAAGCAGCGAAUUUCGCAACGCGAGCGCCACAACAACCUCAAGCUCGACAUCGUUCAGUUACUCGCCUGUAGCUUCUUCGGCCACGGGCAGCAGUGAGUUUCAGAACGGCACCGCCACGACAGCAUCAAGCUUGAUGCCAAUCAGCUCCUCGCCCCUCACAUCUUCAGGCACAGGAAGCAGCGAGUACCGCAAUGGAAGCGCUACGACGACCUCAAGCUCGGAAUCAUUCAGCUCUACAGUCUUGAUAACUUCGAUUACCGGCGUGAGCAGCAGUACCGGCUAUUCCAAUGCAAGCAGUAUCACGACGGGUCCGGGUACGGGAAGUGGCUCUUCAGGAACUGGCAUGUCACCCUCAAGCACGGACAGUAGUGAGUCGCAUCUGAGCUUGAUCAGUAUCACCCCCCUGUCCACUCCUCCUACCUAUCCAUAUGGAGGGUACUGGCCUCCCCAUUCCCCAGUGACCUCCUCAGGCACUCGGUCUCGAUGGAGUGGUACCAGCGGUGGGCCCACCACCUACUCCAACACAUCCUCCCCUAUGCCCACGAUAUCGCAAUCUUCUACCGGCACUGCGCCAACGCUUUCUGUCUUGUCUUCAGGUGGCACAUCGACAAGUCCACCUUUCAGCACCGGCACGUUCACACCUUCCGGAACGUCAAGCACCACUGUCGGCCCGGUCACCCACUCUAACACCUCCUCGGUGCCGCCGACGUCGGGCUUCUCCACUGGAACUGGGAAUGUUUCGGCUUCAUCCACGACUUACCAACCUUACACUCUUCCGCCGUAUGGCCACACUACGACUACUCUCAGUACAGGCGUGACUAACCCAAGUUCGUCUUCAAGAUCGAGCAGCACCCUCGUAAGCCCAGUUACCUACUCCAACACGUCCGCAUCAUCUUCAUCGACAACAGUACUAACAACGGGCACGGGUACGGGCAUCUCAUCAUCCAGAACCGUGCCGCCGCCCUAUAGCCUGCCGCAUUAUGGUUGGUCAACUGGUCCCUUCAGUACCGGAGUUGCACCGUCAAUCAGUUCCUCAAGGUCGGUCAGCACUGGCGUAAGCUCGUCAGCCCCCUCGCCGUCAAGCAGCAGCUAUACUGUUGGGCCGGUCACGAACUCAACAACAUCCAUCAUGCCGACGACUAGCACAAGCCAUUCGCUCAGCACCGGCACCAGUCCUACUUCCACUUCACCCUUUACUUCGUCAGGCACACGGCCCGUGUCAUCACCGACAUAUAGCUUAUCACGAACCGGAGCCAGUAGUCUGUCGACCGGCGUCUCUUCGAGCUCUAGCACCAUCUCGAACUCCACCACUUCAUUCACGCCGUCGUCUGGAUUCAGCACCGUUACGACCUUGACAACUACAACGAUCGUACCGAGUACGACAACCACACAGACUGCCACAAACACGCCUUAUGGCCCGUCACCCGGACGUUAUCCUCCGCCACCCGGUACUUACUCACCGGACGGCAACCCCGAACCUCGUCCUUUCUGGUGGCACCCGUUCUUCAUUGGAGGACAAGGGCGUGGUGCAGGUGGGUUCUAA